This is a messenger RNA of Zychaea mexicana, 1395 nucleotides long. RefSeq lists its product as uncharacterized. The transcript has 6 exons. Gene Ontology annotation, cellular component: COG complex; Golgi apparatus. Bases 1 to 1395 code for a protein of 464 amino acids. NCBI's taxonomy places the organism in Eukaryota, Fungi, Mucoromycota, Mucoromycetes, Mucorales, Lichtheimiaceae. Gene Ontology annotation, biological process: intra-Golgi vesicle-mediated transport. The record is from RefSeq and is a predicted model, not a curated record.
AUGCUUCUUGGCGGUCAGACGUACUUUGAGACGAUCGAAAACUUGUUGGAUAGCCGCACCACUGCCAUUACCGACAUUGUUACCAAAAAGCAACAGCAACAACAACAACAACAGCAGCAGUUGAGAUUGGCAUACCAGCUCAAAGAAGUGAUUCAGAUCAUUCAUCGUACGCUUACCCAUGUGUACGAAAUAUUCACUAAAAACCAACUUGUCACCAACUACGUCCAAGAACUCGAAAAGAACUUUAUGUCCAAAAGUACAGCAGCCAUUACGCGUGUUUUCUCACCUAGUACCAACGUGCACUUGUUGAUGCGCUAUUUACCAGAGAGCGUCCAAAACUAUACGCCCAGCCUUGAAGCUGGCGAGCUCUUGUUACAACGCGACGUGCAGCAAUUUGCUCAGUCAUGGCUACAGAAUAUUGAAGAACAGUUACAAACGCACUUGCAACUGCUGCUGCAACAGAUUGAUAACCAUGCAGUGCUCGUCGAUGUCCGGUCACGUCUUUGGGAUUUUUUGGAUACGGAUACUACCGCCUCACAUCCGUCAUGGUCCGAGACAUGUCAAGGGUUACUUGAGCAACAGUAUUCUGUUUGGGAAUCUUUACUUCGAGAUGCAUUCAAUGCACGGGCAAAAGAACUGAUUGACAUAGACGCCAAAACGUUAUCUGAUCAACCACGUCAAGUUAUCUGGAAAAGAAUUGAGUCCAGAGGUAUAAAAAAAUGCGGCAAUUCUAAAGAUUGCUUCUUCUAUGCUUUGUCAAGCCAAUCACUUGAUAGCACCUCAAUUCCAUUACCCCAUUCAUCCGCAACAAAGGCUAUUGAAAAGUUUAAAAAGGCACUCAACGACGCAUCGCAAGGUCGUAGCUCAUUGAUACAAGAAUUUCAACAAGCUUUCGACGACAUACUCCAAACGAUGAGAACGGACUUGGAACAUCAUCAACAAAAUACCGAAAAAGACCAAUUUUAUUCCAAAACAGAUACCAGCAUGAUCAGAAGCUACUUUCAGGAUGCAUGCUUUAAUUCAAUUACUGCAUAUACAUCUGGGCUGAAAGAAUUAUUGAUUGAUCUGAAGGGCUGGACGGAUGAAAAAGCUGCAAACAGAAUGAGUAUUUUCGUGGGUCUAUUAGCAAGAACCAUUGCAAUUUCAUCCAAGGAGUUACCCCGAGCAUUGGCGUUAACCAAAUCGGCAACACUAGAACUGAAAAGCGGCGUAAAUAGAGAUCCGAAAUAUAAGAAACUACAAGACAGCUUGCUUGACAUUUUUCAUAAUUCACAUGAGAACUGGAUUUCAACGGUGGCUAAAGAGUUUAGCAAAAGUUUGUCAGCAGGAUUGGCAAGAACAAAAUGGAACGAUGAAUGUUCUGCUGCACUCGUUUGGGCUGGUAAGGAUACCUAA